Molecule: messenger RNA, 246 nt
Organism: Paramuricea clavata
Lineage: Eukaryota; Metazoa; Cnidaria; Anthozoa; Malacalcyonacea; Plexauridae
Source: the annotation of a GenBank genome assembly
AUGAAGUCAUUCUUGGUGAGCCAAGUUCUUCUAAGAAUUCUUGUACGGGUGGUCAAGGUGAUGUUCAAGCAAAAAUGGCAGCCUCUGGAAAGGAUGUAUGCCGUAGCCAGUGAGUCCGCUGAAGUUCGGCCGAUAUCGCCUGUUGUUAAUAUGUUAGGACUAGACGAAGACGAAGUUGAUUUAGACGACGAUGCAGCAAGUUUUCCGCACAGCGAAACCAAACGAUGGACACAAUUACUGCGAUAG